Messenger RNA from Zea mays, 4995 nucleotides. RefSeq names its product indole-3-acetaldehyde oxidase-like. Gene Ontology annotation, molecular function: oxidoreductase activity; FAD binding; 2 iron, 2 sulfur cluster binding. NCBI's taxonomy places the organism in Eukaryota, Viridiplantae, Streptophyta, Magnoliopsida, Poales, Poaceae. The transcript has 10 exons. The coding region runs from base 146 to 4363 and encodes 1405 amino acids. The record is from RefSeq and is a predicted model, not a curated record.
CCUGCUUGCGAUUUGCGAAGCUGCGAGAGUGGCGGUGCUAGUAGUCUAGUAGAGUACUCCCAGUAGAUAAGCAAGCUGCGGGCGCCGCCCAGAUGGGAAUCGGGUUCCGACUUCCGACACGCACACGCCCCCACAUCGCGCCGCGAUGGCUGCUUCGCCCUCGCCGUCGACCGCGACCGCGACCGCUUCUCCCUCAGCGUCAGCGGCGGCGGUCUUGGCUGUAAACGGGGAGCGGGUUGAGCUCCGCGAGGGGGACGUGAACCCCGGCACCACGCUCCUCGAGUUCCUCCGCACCCGCACCCGCUUCACCGGGCCCAAGCUCGGCUGCGGCGAAGGCGGAUGCGGCGCGUGCGUGGUGCUCCUCUCCGCCUACGACGCGGCUUCGGGCGCGGUGUCGCACGCGGCGGCGAGCUCCUGCCUCACGCUGGUGCACGGCCUUCAUCACCGCGCCGUGACCACCACCGAGGGGCUCGGGGGCGGCGGCCGCCUCCACGCCGUGCACGAGCGGCUCGCGGGGUUCCACGCCUCGCAGUGCGGCUUCUGCACGCCCGGGGUGUGCAUGUCCCUCGCCGCCGCGCUCGCGGGGGCCGAGGCCGAGGCCAAGGCCAAGGCGGGGAGGAGGCCCGCCCCACCCGAGGGGUUCGCGAGGCUCACGGCGGCUGAGGCGGAGUGGGCCGUGGCGGGAAAUCUCUGCCGUUGCACGGGGUACCGCCCGAUCGCCGACGCCUGCAAGAGCUUCGCGGCUGACGUGGAUUUGGAGGACCUGGGCCUCAACUCCUUCUGGAGGAAGGGGGACGCCCAUGCUUCCAAGCUGCCGCGGUACGACGAGGGGAGCAUCGGUGUGUUCCCGGAGUUCCUCAAGGCUGAGAUCAGAGCUUCUUCUGGGGUUGACCAGUACACACCGCCGGCAUUGCUGGGAAGUGCCACCACUUGGCACCGGCCUCGGAGCGUGGAGGAGUACUAUAAGCUGGUAGAUUCUGAGUUGUUUGACCAAAGUAAAACAAAGGUGGUUGUGGGGAACACAGCUUCAGGCGUUUACAGAGAAACAGAGGUGUAUGAUAGGUACAUCGACCUCAGAUGCAUCCCGGAGCUGAAUUCGGUUAGUAAGGAAGCCAAUGGUGUUCAAAUUGGAGCUGCAGUAACGAUUUCUCAGGCAAUUGAGAUUUUAAGAGUAGAAGCUGGUGGCUGCAAUGAUGUAAUCUUCUGUAAGAUUGCUGAUCAUAUGGAAAAGGUGGCGUCUCCAUUUGUCCGGAACACUGCAAGUUUGGGUGGAAAUUUGGUGAUGGCACAGAGGGACCAGUUUGCCUCUGACAUCGCAACGAUCCUUCUUGCUGCUGGGUCAUCGAUAUGCAUCCAGGCAUCAUCAAAAAGGUUGACUGUCAUGAUGGAGGACUUCCUUCAGAUGCCACCUUGCGAUCACAAGACACUGCUAUUAAGCAUUUGCAUUCCUCGUUGGACUCCUAUUGGUGGCCUAUUUUCUGGUGAUAAAACCAUGGCUGGGACAGAAAGUAAGACAGGAACUUCUGUGCUGUUUGAGACGUACCGAGCUGCUCCACGCCCUCUUGGCAAUGCAGUUGCAUAUCUUAAUUCUGCUUUCUUGGCUCAGGUCUCUUCAGAUGGAACUUCAAGCAGAUUAAUAUUGAGAGAGAUAUGUCUGGCUUUUGGUGCAUAUGGGAGCCAACAUGCCAUCAGGGCUAGGAAUGUUGAGAAACUGUUAGUGGGUAAACCUAUUACUACAUCGGUGCUACUUGAAGCAUGUAGACGUCUCAAGGAAACAAUUGUUCCUAAAGAAGGCACAAGGCAUGCUGCUUAUAGGUCAAGCUUGGCAGUUGCCUUUCUGUUUACUUUUCUUUACCCAGUAACUGAAGGAACUUUGAAGACUGUAAAGGAAGUUCAUCUUAAUGGCUAUGCAACUUUUGGCACCAAUGGAAAUCCAAAUUGUGGACCCGAUGCACAUGUUGAUGUUUCACUUAAAAAGGUCAUUGAUGUGAACUCCGGUUCAUGUACCAAUGAACGCAUUCUUGAAUAUUCAAAUCAGAUUAUUGAAAUCAAUAAAGACUAUUUCCCCGUUGGCAUACCAACCAAGAAGGUUGGAGCAGAACUCCAAGCCUCUGGUGAGGCUGUAUUUGUGGAUGACAUCCCCGCUCCCAAGGAUUGUGUUUAUGGAGCAUUUAUAUAUAGCACAAAACCUUUAGCCCAUGUGAAGAGCAUAGAACUCGACCUUUCACUCAAGCAGCUUAAAACGCUGGGAGUAGUUACUGUUAAGGAUAUUCCAGAAUGUGGCAGCAAUGUUGGGGCCAACACUAUAUUUGGACCUGAACCUCUGUUUGGUGAUCCAGUUACUCAGUGUGCAGGGGAACCUCUUGGUGUUGUGAUUGCAGAAACACAAAGAUUUGCCAAUAUAGCUGCAAAAAAAGCUGUUGUUAACUACAGUACUGAGAACUUAGAUGCUCCAAUUUUAUCCAUAGAGGAGGCUGUUAAAAGGUGCAGUUAUUUCGAAACCCCGCCGUUUCUUCUUCCCCUGAAAAUUGGUGAUUUCUCAAAAGGAAUGGCAGAAGCAGAUCAGAAAAUCUAUUCUGAGGUUAAACUCAAUUCUCAGUACUACUUUUACAUGGAAACACAAGCUGCUCUGGCAAUACCCGAUGAGGAUAACUGCAUGGUAGUGUAUAGCUCAAGCCAAUGCCCUGAGACAGCACAGAAUGUCAUUGCAAAGUGCCUUGGUUUACCUUGUCACAACGUUCGUGUUAUUACCAGAAGAGUUGGUGGUGGAUUUGGAGGAAAGGCUGUUAGAUCAUUACCUGUGGCAACUGCUUGUGCACUUGCAGCAUUUAAGUUGCACCGUCCUGUCCGUAUGUAUCUUGACCGCAAGACUGACAUGAUAGUGACUGGAGGUCGGCAUCCCAUGAAAAUAUGCUAUUCAGUGGGAUUCAAACCAGAUGGGAAAAUCACUGCUUUGCAUAUAGGUUUGUUCAUAAAUGCAGGAAUGACAAAAGAUAUUAGCCUCAUAAUCCCUCAUAAUUUCAUUGAGGCACUGAAGAAAUAUAAUUGGGGUGCCUUUUCUUAUGAAGCAAAGGUCUGCAGAACAAACCUUGCUACAAAGUCUGCGAUGCGGGGGCCUGGAGAAGUACAAGGUUCUUAUGUUGCCGAAGCUAUAAUUGAGCAUGUUGCUUCCACGCUCUCCGCUGAUGCUAAUUUGGUUAGACGUAAAAAUCUUCACACGGUUGAGAGCCUUGCUUUGUUUCACAGUGAGUGCACUGAAGAUGCCAUGGGUUAUACACUUCACUCUAUAUGUGAUCAAGUGACUGCAUCAGAAAACUAUCAGCAUCGGCUUGAAAUAAUCCAGUCUUUCAACAAAAACAACAAAUGGAAAAAGAGGGGCCUCUCUUUUGUGCCAAUAGUACACAAAGUAUUAUCUCGACCGACACCUGGAAAAGUGUCUAUUCUUAAUGAUGGAUCUGUUGCUGUUGAAGUUGGAGGCAUUGAGUUAGGCCAGGGGCUUUGGACAAAAGUGAAGCAGAUGACAGCUUUUGGUCUUGGACAACUCUGUCCUAAUCGAAGUCAAGAGCUGUUGGAGAGAAUAAGAGUUAUUCAAGCGGAUACAUUAAGUAACGUACAGGGAGGGUGGACCACUGGGAGUACCACAUCAGAAUCUAGUUGUGAAGCAGUUCGUCUCGCAUGCAAUGUCUUGGUCAACAGGCUGAAGCCAGUCAAGGAGCAAUCUCAAGAAAAGCAAGACAAUGUUUCAUGGGAUGAACUUAUUUCCAAGGCCAUAAUGAUUGGUGUAGACUUGUCAGCACGAGAAUACUACAUUCCUGGUCCUUCUGGCUCUUACCUAAACUAUGGGGCUGCUGCUAGUGAGGUAGAGAUUGAUCUUCUCACUGGAGCCUCCACAAUUGUUCGAAGUGAUCUUAUAUAUGACUGUGGCCAGAGCUUAAACCCUGCUGUGGACUUGGGACAGGUUGAAGGGGCGUUUGUUCAAGGAAUCGGCUAUUUCAUGAGUGAGGAAUAUGUCACCAACUCAGAUGGAUUGCUUAUCUCUGACGGGACUUGGACAUACAAGAUCCCAACUGUGGACACCAUCCCAAAGCAGUUCAAUGUGAAGUUACUUAACAGUGGAUUCCACAAGAAACGCGUGCUCUCUUCAAAAGCAUCUGGGGAGCCACCGUUGCUUCUUGCAGCUUCAGUGCACUGCGCAACAAGAGAGGCAAUUAGAGCUGCAAGGAACGAACAGCACUGCUCUGGAUCCAAACCUUCACCAUCCCAUUUUGAUCUGGAAGUUCCUGCCAUCAUGCCCGUGGUGAAGGAGCUGUGCGGCCUGGACAACGUAGAGAGGUACUUGGAGAGCCUGCUGAGCUCCGAAUGAAAAGCCUACUCUCACCGUCAGCACUUGUUACCCUUACUCCCUUAGGCCUUGUUCGUUUCUGUCGGAUCGCACCCGGAAUCGUUCCAGCUAAUCAAAGUUUAUAUAAAUUAGAGAAACAAUCCGGUUAGGAAUCGUUCCGACCCACCAAUCCGGCACAAACGAACAAGGCCUUAGGGCCUGUUCGUUUUUCACGGACCUGGAACGGUUCCUGGCCGGAUUGUUUCUCUAAUUUAUGUAAGUUUUGAUAAGUUGGAAUGAAUUCUGGUCUAAUCCUGGACAAACGAACGGGCCCUUAGCCGUACAAUACCAGACGUAGAUAGCAUAACGAUAGCACAAUGCGCGAUUGUGCCGAAGUCAUCAGAGAAGAGAGAAUCAUAGCUGUUAGAUGAUAUCACCAAGUCUUUUGCACCUACGUCUUGUCAGCGAGAACAUUUUGGGUUUCGAACAAGACAGACUUCCUCUGUGUGUAAAAACUUUGGGCAUACCCCCCUCUUCUCAUCUCCAUUGGUGAGAUUGGUGUGUACAUGCUAUUGUAGUUCAGAGUUCAGACAGAGUGACACGGAUAUCAGAGCAGAUCAUAAGAACGUACUUGCAGCGAUGGAACUGAGAUUAUUUUCUAUAUUCUUUGGCCA